This is a messenger RNA of Sphaeramia orbicularis (orbiculate cardinalfish), 3962 nucleotides long. RefSeq names its product protein kinase C-binding protein NELL1-like. Lineage: Eukaryota; Metazoa; Chordata; Actinopteri; Kurtiformes; Apogonidae. Gene Ontology annotation, cellular component: cytoplasm. Gene Ontology annotation, molecular function: calcium ion binding; heparin binding; protein kinase C binding. The transcript is spliced from 20 exons. Gene Ontology annotation, biological process: regulation of osteoblast differentiation; positive regulation of ossification. The record is from RefSeq and is a predicted model, not a curated record. Bases 160 to 2586 code for a protein of 808 amino acids.
GCUCCUCCGUGGUGGUGUGUUCCUCCGUUCCUCCACAUCCUGGUGAGGUGAGCUGCGCACAGACAGCACCAGACGGACCAGCGUGGGUUAGUGCGGAUACGCGGCAGAGCGCACGGCUUUGGCUCCACUGAGGACUGUACAGCGCAAACUCCAACACAAAUGGAUAUUUACCUGGCUUUCUUAUCUCUUUUCUUUUUAACCAAACCAGCUUUGGCUUUCGGAUCAGAUCAAGACUACCAGAUUGAUAUCAUCAAUGAACUUGACCUGGCAAAUGCCACCUAUGGAAUUACCCAAGUGGCGGGGCUUCACAACAGCAGCAAAGCCUUCCUGUUCAGAGAUGUGGGGAGGGCGGUCCUCGCUCCGGCGCACAUCACAGAGAAAGUAGUGCAGCUGUUCAGGAGUAAAAGCGAGUUCACCUUCCUGGCCUCCAUCCAGCAGAAGUCGUCCACGUCGGGAGUCAUAUUCUCCAUCCACGAGUCAGAACACAGUUACUUCGAGCUGGAGAGCAGCGGGGUGAGGGAGGAGAUCCGCUACCACUACCGCUUCAAAGGCAAACCGCGCUCUGAGUCCUUCCCCUACCGCCUCGCCGACGGCCAGUGGCACAAGAUCGCCCUCACCAUCAGCGCCUCGCACCUCCUGCUGCAUGUGGACUGCAACAGGAUUUACGAGCGGGUGAUCGACCCCCCUCAGAUGGAGCUCACUCCAGGCAGCGGAGUGUGGCUGGGCCAGCACAGCCACAAGCAUGGCCUGUUUAAGGGAAUUAUCCAGGAUGUGAAGCUAAUUUUCGCUCCCAACGGCUACAUCACACAGUGUCCUAACCUCAAUCGCACAUGCCCAACCUGCAGCGACUUCCUCAGCCUGGUGCAAGGCAUCAUGGACCUGCAGGAGCUACUGGCCAAGAUGACACUGAAGCUGAACUAUGCCGAGUCCAGGCUGACCCAGCUGGAGGGCUGUCACUGUGAGCGCACCUGCAGCGCCAACGGACUCGUCUACAGGGACAAGGAGCUGUGGGUGGAGCCUGAGAACUGCAGGAACUGCGCCUGUAAGAAUGGUGUGGUGGAGUGUCGCAGGAUUUUCUGUCCUCCGGCAAACUGCUCCGAGGACUCGCUGCCUGUACACGUCGAUGGGACCUGCUGCAAGAAAUGUAGACCCAAAUGCACCUACAUGGGCCAGAGCUUCUCAGAAGGACAACGCUUCCUGUCCAGGAGCUGCAGGGAAUGCAAGAACGGCCUGAUGGUGAAAGUCACAGAAACCUGUCCAGAGCUCAACUGCACUGUCAAUGAACAGAUUCUACCAGAUGGCAGAUGCUGCAAUGUUUGCAAAGGUUAUGACUUCUGCGCAGAGGGACUCAUUUGUGGAGAAAACUCUGAGUGUAAAAACCGGAAUACCAAAGCGGAGUGCGAAUGCAAGAGUGGCUACGCGUCCAUCCACGGGGAUUCGACUUACUGUGAAGAUAUCGAUGAAUGCUCCACCCAGAUGCAUUACUGCCAGUCCAACACGGUGUGCAUCAACCUGCCGGGCAGCCAUCGCUGUGACUGUUUACCAGGCUUCAUCAGAGUGGACGAGUAUUCCUGCACCGAGCAUGACGAGUGCGCCAGCAGCCAAAAUUCAUGUGACGAGAACGCCAUCUGUACCAACACCAUCAGAGGACACCUGUGUACCUGCAAGCCGGGAUACGUGGGAAAUGGAACCAUGUGCAGAGCUUUCUGUGAGGAAGGAUGUAGGAGUGGAGGAACCUGUGUGUCUCCAAACACCUGUGUCUGUCCUUCAGGGUUUACUGGACGUCACUGUGAGACAGAUAUCGACGAGUGUGCUGAGGGUCUGAUCGAGUGCCACAACCACUCCCGCUGUGUCAACCUGCCCGGCUGGUACCACUGUGAAUGCAGAAGUGGUUUCCAUGACAAUGGCUCCUACCUGCUCGAUGGGAGCUCCUGCAUCGAUAUCGACGAGUGCAGUUUGCAGACACACACCUGUUGGAACGACAGCGUGUGCGUGAACCUGCCGGGCGGAUACGACUGUGUGUGUACGUCCGGUCCAGGCUGCAGCGGCGACUGUCCACAGGAAGAGGGCGUCAGACGCAACGGAGAGGACUGGAAACCCAGCUUCGACCGCUGCGCCAUCUGCUCCUGCAAGGACGGACAGACGUUCUGCCGGAGGAGACCCUGCGACUGUUCGGACCCGGUCGAGGACCUGUUCUGCUGUCCUGGAUGUGACAACAGACCCAGUAGUCAGUGUCUGGACCAGAGUGGACGUACACUGUACCGCAGCGGAGCCACAUGGUUGUACGGCUGCCAGCAGUGUCGCUGCAUGGAGGGGGAGGUGGACUGUUGGCCUCUGGUUUGUCCCGUGGUCAUGUGCGAGUACACGGCGGUGGCGGAGGGCGAGUGUUGCCCACGCUGCGUCGCCGACCCCUGCCUCGCCGACAACCUGUCGUACGACAUCCGGCAGACGUGCCAGGACCCGGCGGGCGCCACCCGCCUCAGCGGAGACACAUGGCAUAUGCCCAACUCGCCCUGCACCACCUGCAAGUGUAAGAAUGGAAACGUUUGCUGCUCAGUGGAUCUCGACUGCCUUCAGAACAACUAAAGCCCCUCCUCUUCCUCCUGGUCCUUCAGUGCGGGACCGCCUCCUCCACCUGACGACUCUACCCUUCGGAUCUGAACUACAGACUGACACACAACGUGCAUGCCGGCCUGUGCACACUGAACACAAACACACACACACACACACACACACCGGACAGACUGGAUGUGUUAAUGCUGCGCUUCUACGCUGUAACAUUCGACCAGUGUGUGUGUGUCUCAGGAGGAGAUAGACGCCGCCGCCCGCCACCGUCACUGUGUCGCGUUUGUGUUUCCAUUUUUAAACGAACCACAUUAGUUUACGGAGCGUCGUUAAGAGUAGACGAUGAUCGGCUCGUCUGCGAAUACGAUGCGAACAAAACGUGAUGCACCCGGAGUUUGUACAAUCAGAUGGAAAACAAACAAGACGUAUGAAACUCUAAGCCAUCUGUUUGUAAAUAAUACUGUUACUUUUGGUAAAGUAAUAUUUUCAUUUCUCUCCGUUCGCAUUAAAACCAGUUAAAAUAAUACGAACAAUGCAGUGACCUCAGAUGACCUAAAGGCGAUUAUUAAAGGCAAUAUAUCAAGUAAUUGUACACGUUAAUGUUUUUUUUUUAACAAUGUAAAAAAAUCUAAAUGAGCAUGAAAAUAGAAUUCCAAGCUGCUCGGGUGGGUUAUAUUUAGAGAAACUAAACAUUUCUGAGAUUAAAAUUAUACACGUAUAAGAGGAAAACCUCAGGGUGAAGCUGUAAAUUUACAAGAACAUUUGGGUUAAACUCUAAGAUAAAAAGUUAUAAAUGACUGUCUCUUUUUUCCUGGUUUUCCUUCACCUCCACUCACUCCUAAAGGUUGUUUUUCUUUCUCCUAAAUUGACCCUAAUGCUCAAUAAUCAACAAGAAAUUAACCUGUAAAUUGCUACAAAUUCAUUGUGCGUCUCUCCAUAGUUUUAAUGAAAUCUAUUAUACAUUUAUGAAGAAGUCUACCAGAAAAAGACAUAAAUAUCAGAUUAUUUUAGGCCAAAUCACUCAACUUUGGUUCCAGAUUUCAGUGUGGGUGCAGAACGUUUUGUGAAAUAUCGCUGUGUAUAAAUGUUUUAUCAUCCAUUAUCACAUUAUGACUGAACGGCGUCGUCAGAGGCUGAGACUCUGAGUCCAUGUUUAACGUGUUAUUAAUGGACCAAUGAGUCCAUUGUCCAGAAACGGUCACUUUUAAACACUCUGGGUGUUUCUUACUGUCAACAGAAUCUCAUGACAAAUCAAACCAAUCAAAGUGAUCAGUUACAAACACAAUUUAAUAAUUAAAUCGGUGUGUGAUUUCCCUGUUUCUCCGCUCUCAUCCAAAAACAGAAUCAUUCGCAUUUACUCUCGUGCUCCCAUGACCUACUUCAAUACUUAACGGGAA